AUGGCCCAUGAAGAUGGAGUGGAGAGUGGCCAAGUGGAGAGUGCGGACAGUCCCUGGGAGAUGUCCACUCCUAGUGAGUAUUUAUACCAGUGCUACGUUGUCAGGUCCAGACAUGACGGGUCACGGCACAGGUCCAGACAAGAUGACCGAUCCCGUGGUGAUGCCCCCAGUCCUCCAGCCAGGCCCCGUCAAGAUGACCGAUCCCAUGGUGAUGCCCCCAGGCCCCGGCAAGAUGACCGAUCCCGUGGUGAUGCCCCCAGUCCUCCAGCCAGGCCCCGUCAAGAUGACCGAUCCCAUGGUGAUGCCCCCAGGCCCCGGCAAGAUGACCGAUCCCGUGGUGAUGCCCCCAGUCCUCCAGCCAGGCCCUGUCAAGAUGACCGAUCCCAUGGUGAUGCCCCCAGGCCCCGGCAAGAUGACCGAUCCCGUGGUGAUGCCCCCAGUCCCAGGUCCAGACAUGACAGAUUACGGCAUGAUGCAGUGACUGAGAGUGGGAGAUGGGCCUUCCCAUUGCCUUGGGAUGUAUUCCAGAAACGAGUCCUGAGCCUACUGGUCGAUGUCCGCAAUCGCCUGAAGGAAACACAGCCUGCCUCUUCAGCUGUCCAUAUGGAGAAGAUUGACACCAUGGAGGACUUUGAGUUACAGGAGCAACGCCUCUCUGAUGCACAGACCUUUGAUACCCUAGUGCUGCAAAUUUCAAGAAUUGGUGGGCGGAACACCAAGGACUGUGCCCACAAAGUGUUGGACAGGCUCUUCACCAACAGCCUCAUGGCCAAAUUUAAUUUGAAGGGCAAAGGGAAAAAGGAGAAACGUCCUUUAGAGGGAACAAAGGUUUAUAGAGCAAUACAAGAAGGGCUCAUGAAAUUCGAUCCCACAGCCACCGAGGAGAACAUCAAGGCGAACGUGUCCGAGCACCUCAAGCACGCGCCGCAAAGACGUGGAGGUGGAGGAUUUACAAGCCCUGAUAAGCCAGCCCCCUCACUCCAUGCACGAAGACGGCCCUAAAUGUGUUGUGGCGACAGAGGCGUGGACAUUUAGUCAAGAUUGUUUCCCUUUUCAAAAGUUAUUUUCACACUGGAGCUACAUAAGUCACACUGGAGCUACAUAAGUCACUGGAUGGCUCACAUAUAUACACACACUCACUUACACAGUAUUUUUGAAAGAGUUAAAUUUAAAGAGUUCAAUUCAAUUAAAAUCUUAUUCAUUCAUAAUAAUUCUGCUUCAACUGUUAUGCUUGAUAUGUCUGGUGCCCUUCUGAUGCCAUUCAGGGCCGUUUGUUUUUGAAUAAAGAUGGAAAUGGGUA
This is a messenger RNA of Alosa sapidissima (American shad), 1300 nucleotides long. RefSeq lists its product as uncharacterized. The record is from RefSeq and is a predicted model, not a curated record. Bases 1 to 1002 code for a protein of 333 amino acids. NCBI's taxonomy places the organism in Eukaryota, Metazoa, Chordata, Actinopteri, Clupeiformes, Clupeidae. The transcript is spliced from 9 exons.